Argentina anserina (silverweed cinquefoil) is the source of this 1721-nucleotide messenger RNA. Its product is annotated as calnexin homolog. The annotation marks the transcript as partial. The record is from RefSeq and is a predicted model, not a curated record. Gene Ontology annotation, molecular function: calcium ion binding. Gene Ontology annotation, biological process: protein folding. Gene Ontology annotation, cellular component: endoplasmic reticulum; endoplasmic reticulum membrane. NCBI's taxonomy places the organism in Eukaryota, Viridiplantae, Streptophyta, Magnoliopsida, Rosales, Rosaceae. The transcript is spliced from 5 exons.
ACAAUUGAUGAUCGUAUCCAGAUCUUUUACGAGCCGUUCAAUGAGUCAUUCGAAGGCCGCUGGAUCGUUUCUGCCAAAGAUGAGUACAAAGGUGUGUGGAAACUAUCAAAGAGUGAGGAGCAUGAUGAUUAUGGCCUCCUAGUGAGUGAGAAAGCGAGGAAGUAUGCCCUAGUGAAAGAGCUAGAUGAGGCUGUGAGCCUUAAGGGAAGAAUUAUUGUGUUGCAGUUCGAGGUUCGGCUACAGAAGGGCCUUGAAUGUGGUGGUGCUUACUUGAAGUACCUCCGGCCACAGGAGGCUGGUUGGAAACCGGAAGGGUUUGAUAAUGAUUCUCCAUAUUCGAUUAUGUUUGGACCUGAUAAAUGUAGCACCACGAAUAGGGUUCAUUUCAUUUUUAAGCACAAGAACCCCAAGAGUGGUGAGUAUGUUGAGCAUCAUCUCAAGAACACUCCAACUGUGCCUGAUGACAAACUCACCCAUGUCUACACUGCAAUAGUGAAAGCUGAUAGUGAGGUUAGAAUUUUGGUAGAUGGGGAGGAGAAGAAGAAGGCUAGGUUCCUUUCUGCUCAAGAUUUUAAACCUGCAUUGAUUCCAACCAAGACCAUUCCUGAUCCAAAUGAUAAGAAGCCGGAGGAUUGGGACGAUCGGCCAAAGAUUCCUGAUCCAAAUGCUGUGAAGCCUGAUAAUUGGGAUGAAAGUGCUCCAAUAGAAAUUGAAGAUGAGGAGGCUGAGAAACCUGAUGGAUGGUUGGAUGAUGAGCCUCACCAGAUUGAUGACCCUGAGGCGACAAAGCCAGAGGAUUGGGAUGAUGAAGAGGAUGGUGAAUGGGAAUCACCAAUGAUGGAAAACCCUAAGUGCUCCUCAGCACCUGGUUGUGGAAAAUGGAAGAGGCCAAUGAAGAGAAAUCCUGCUUAUAAAGGAAAAUGGCACCGUCCUCUUAUUAAGAAUCCCAAUUACAAGGGUAUCUGGAAACCUCAGCAGAUCCCAAACCCUCAUUACUUUAAGACUGAUAAACCCGAGUUUGAACACAUAGCUGCCAUUGGCAUUGAGAUAUGGACAAUGCAGGAUGGCAUAUUGUUUGACAACAUUCUAAUAGCUGAUAAUGAGAAGGUUGCCGAAUCUUAUAGGAGAACAACAUGGAAGCCAAAGUUUAAUGUUGAAAAGGAAAGGCAAAGGGCUGAGGAAGCAGCUGCAGGUCUUUCAUUUGAAUUCUCGAGCAUUCAUAAGAUGAUAUUUAAUCUUCUCUACAAGAUGGCAGGUAUUUCUUUCUUGGAUGCAUACAAACCCAAGAUCAUUGAUCUAAUUGAGAAAGCAGAAAAACAGCCCAAUAUGACAACUGGUGUCAUUGUAUCCGUUGUGGUCAUUUUGUUGACAGUUCUCUACAAAAUCCUUUUUGGUGGCAGACAAGUGAAACAACCUGCGGUUGCUGCUCAUGAACGUUACAGGGGAGCGGCUGCAGAAAUUGCCACCAAUCAGGGAAGCAGAAUAAGUAGUGGAGUGAAGGCGAAUGAGACUGAGAAGGAAGAUGCUGCUCCCCGCAAGAGAUCUACCAGAAGGGAAACUUGAGCUUGCUAUAUAACUAGUCUGGAUGUAUUGCAAAAUUUUGAGAGCUUAUAUGGCCGGAUUCAUUGCUAGUAGGCUUCCAGGACCUUCUUUUCUACUUAUUUGAACACGCAACAUGAGUAUGAAUUGAAUUGUGCUGAUCCCUACUUGUGUUUUUUAGA